AUGGGUUCUUCUCCAGGUUGGUUGAAGCGCGCCCUUGUUCUCUUCUUCUUCGGUGUGAAGGCCAUCAUUUUCGGUAUGGUGGCCGAGAAUAAGCUGCCUCUUUUUGGGAAAAGUAUCAUCACGGGAGAGGAUGACGACUCAAUGGUCAUGUGCGAGCUCCCUCGUCUCAGCGUCGCCAUGGGGAGCCUCUCCGUGCUUUCGCUGCUACUCACCGUUCUCGCCGGCCACUUCGCCGUUCUAUACCCCUACACUAAAAACAGGAAGAAUGGCCACCAGCCAGCGAUUCCUCGUCGAGCUAUGUUCCGGAAAACCAGCCUCACCAUCUUCUUCGUCAUCGCCGAGUUGGUGUCGGCAUCGGCUCUGGCGAUGAUGUCCUGGGCGACCAUCACGGAGCAUGCUAACCUACGGUUCAUGCCGACCAUGCUGCCUGACGGCACCCUGAGCUGCCCUUCGACAGCGAAGACGGACGGGAUGUUUGGCGGCGGUGCCCUGCUGGCCCUCGACGCCACGCUCAUGUGGUUUGUUUGCCUGCUCAUGUCGCUCGAGGCCCGGGCCAACUACCUCGACCUCCACGGAGGAGUUCAGGACGACGUCGACGAUGGCAGCAAGAAGAAACUCGAUCUCCACGGAGACCAUGACAUCGACAACAACGGAAACAACAAGAAACUCGACCUCCACCAAGACGAUGACAUCGAGGUUGACGGCAACUAA
This is a messenger RNA of Lolium perenne, 711 nucleotides long. RefSeq lists its product as uncharacterized. The record is from RefSeq and is a predicted model, not a curated record. NCBI's taxonomy places the organism in Eukaryota, Viridiplantae, Streptophyta, Magnoliopsida, Poales, Poaceae.